AUGUCUGACGGCUACUAUGUACAUGAGUACGACUCGACGAAGUACUACUUGUGUAAAGGUGGUACCGAAAGCAAACUGGAAUGCGACGACAAGCUUGUGUUCAAUCCGGUCACCACGUUGUGCGAAGAACAGCCGAAAUCGAAUCUUUCCUUAAUAGAUUACGAUGGCUUCUGCAAGCAUCAUUUCAAAGAUGGUGUCUAUCGACAUCCACACGACCGUACGGUCGCAGUCGUGUGCCUCAAGGGGACGGCAUUUUUGAUCGACUGCCGUCUAGUGAAUAACAGCCAGCUGGACUUUGGCCAUGAUGACGACAACCACAACGACGACGACGACGACGACGAAGACGACGACGACGACGAUGAUGACGACCGCGACCACGACGACGAUGAUAAUAUUUGUUCGGGCCACUUCGAUGAGGACGACAUCGACGACAUCUUUCCUUGGCUAGGCACCGCCAAAACAUUCGACUGUUCCGCGCUAGAGGAUGGCAAGUACCCACUUGGCGGCAUCAACUGUUCGGCCUUCUUCUUUGAAUGUGUCGGCGGCUUUCCGUUCGCCACUCGUUGUCCCCUCGACUACGUCUUCAACCCGGCGACCAGCUCGUGUGCCGAAGUGUCAUCGGUCACUGGCUGCGCUUCACGGGCUGCUGUUCAGUGGGACGACGAUUUUUGUCGAGGAAAAUCGAACGACUUCUACGCCUCGCCGAACGACUGCUCGACCUACUUCAUGUGCAUUGAGGAACGGACCGUGCAACUGCAUUGUAAACAAGGUACGAUUUACGACGCGGAAACCAAGAGCUGCCGCUCUUUCGCUGACGCCGUGCAACCUUGCGGGAAAAGAAAAAGGGGAUCGGGCGGAAAAUGCCGAGCCACAAUUAAAAGGCGAGCUUGGCCAGACGCAAAGUGCAACAUGUUCAAGGAAUGCACCGAUCGAACCUCAAUGCAGUACUACUGUGAGGACGGUUUUUUCUUUGAUAAUCGUACUCACACUUGUGAGUUAGCGAAACCUCACGGCGAAUGCAACUUCGAUCGAUACCGAUUGCAUCUUCUGGUCAUCAUCGAUAUAUACGGCUCAUCCGUCUGCCUCUCAUCGGACGACGUCAUCGGCCUUUGCCAAAGAGUCGGCAAUACUCCAAAAAGAACUGGAUAA
This is a messenger RNA of Soboliphyme baturini, 1149 nucleotides long. The record is from the annotation of a GenBank genome assembly. Lineage: Eukaryota; Metazoa; Nematoda; Enoplea; Dioctophymatida; Soboliphymatidae.